AUGAGUUCUUCUGUGGUCAAUAAAGAAGUGAGCAAGAUAUAUACCGACAGUGUCAAGACUGGCUCAGAAUUUAGCUCUUCAGAAAAAGGAACCUUUCUAUACAGAUUCAGAGAUUCAUUCAAGAGAGUGGAUUUAGAUGCUACGAUAGACGAAGAUGACUCGAAGUAUACUGCUGAAGAGAAGGUACAGUUGCGACUGGCUAAACAGCCUCUGAAAAAGGCAUUAAUGCAAAGACAUUUGACCAUGAUAGCAAUCGGGGGCACUUUAGGUACUGGUUUAUUUAUUGGUUUAGGCUACUCAUUAGCGUCAGGUCCAGGCUGUCUACUAAUUGGUUUCAUACUUGUUGGUCUUUCCAUGUUUUGUGUCGUACAGAGCGCUGCAGAACUCUCGUGCCAAUAUCCUGUUUCGGGUUCUUAUGCUACACAUGUAACCAGAUUUAUUGAUGAAUCAAUCGGUUUUACAGUUUCCACAAAUUAUGCACUAGCUUGGCUAAUAUCGUUUCCCAGCGAACUCAUGGGAAGUGCAAUGGUGAUCCAAUACUGGAACGAUUCUGUGGAUCCUGCCGUCUGGAUUGCCAUAUUCUAUCUUUUUGUGAUGUUCCUAAACCUUUUUGGUGUUGAAGGCUUUGCUGAAACAGAGUUCUGGCUUUCAAUAAUCAAAAUAUUGGCCAUUAUCAUUUUCAUUAUCAUCGGAAUCGUACUUAUAUGUGGUGGAGGUCCCGGUUCCAGUGGUUAUAUAGGUACAAAAUACUGGCACAAUCCAGGUUCUUUUGCCCAUCCAGUUUUCAAGAGUCUAUGCAAUACAUUCGUUUCAGCUGCCUUUUCGUUUGGCGGUGCUGAAUUGGUUCUCUUGACUGCAGCUGAAUCGAAAAAAAUAUCUGCCAUUUCUAGAGCUGCAAAGGGAACUUUUUGGAGAAUUGCUGUCUUUUACAUUACCACUGUUGUCAUAAUUGGAUGUCUAGUACCAUAUACAGACGAGCGACUUCUUGGCGCCUCAAGUGAUGAAGAUGUCACCGCUUCGCCAUUUGUCAUUGCCCUAACUAAUGCUGGUUCAAUGGGCUCAAGCGUGGCAAAUUUCAUGAAUGUUAUUAUUCUUGUUGCCGUAAUUUCUGUCUGUAAUUCAUGCGUCUAUGCUUCUUCAAGAGUAAUCCAAGCAUUAGGUUCAGCUGGCCAAUUACCAAGAAUUUGCGGCUACAUUGACAAGAAAGGAAGGCCAUUGGUGGGUAUUGUCAUCUGUGGUAUCUUUGGUCUAUUGGCUUUCCUCAUUGACUGUUCUGAGGAAGGCACCGUUUUCACCUGGUUAUUUGCAUUGUGUUCCAUAUCUUCAUUCUUCACCUGGUUCUGUAUAUGCUUCUCUCAGGUAAGGUACAGAAUAGCCUUGAAAAAACAAAAUAGAUCGAAUGACGAGAUCGCAUAUAAGUCAAUGCUGGGUAUCUAUGGUGGUAUAUUAGGUUCUCUUCUGAACAUAUUGCUAAUCAUGGGGGAACUUUACGUCUCAAUUUCUCCAUUGGACGAAUCACCAAGUGCAUCUGCAUUCUUCGAGAAUUGUCUCAGUAUACCGAUUAUGAUUGUCGUCUACAUUUUUCACAAAACAUACAAGAAAGGCUGGAGAUCACUGUUUAUUCCUCUAAAACACAUCGACUUGGACACUGGUAGAGCCGUGGAAAAUCUUGCACUGUUCAAACAACAACGUGAAGAACAAAAAAUAAUAAUUGCUUCCAAGCCUUUCUACUACAGAGUGUAUAGAUUCUGGUGCUAA
Messenger RNA from Kazachstania africana CBS 2517, 1758 nucleotides. It is a transcript of the gene SAM3, whose product is annotated as bifunctional polyamine/amino acid permease SAM3. NCBI's taxonomy places the organism in Eukaryota, Fungi, Ascomycota, Saccharomycetes, Saccharomycetales, Saccharomycetaceae. Gene Ontology annotation, cellular component: membrane. Gene Ontology annotation, molecular function: amino acid transmembrane transporter activity. The transcript has a single exon. The record is from RefSeq and is a predicted model, not a curated record. Gene Ontology annotation, biological process: amino acid transmembrane transport. Bases 1 to 1758 code for a protein of 585 amino acids.